AUGAGCGCUUCAAGUCAAUCGACGAUCUUAUAUUUAAAUUUUGUUACACGUGAAUUAAAUCGUUAUAUUCCAUUAGUAUUUCUUGUACUUGGAACUAUUGGUAAUAUAUUAAAUAUUCUGGUUUUUACUCGUCCCGCACUUCGAGCAAAUCCAUGUUCAAUUUAUUUUAUAAGUGGUAGUAUUAUGAAUUUCUUCUCUCUUUAUAUUGGUUUAAUAACACCAUUUCUUGCUUUAUAUAAUCUUGAUCCUACAGUCAUGUUUGAUAGUUUAUGUAGAAUACGUUAUUAUUUACGUUUUUCGACAAUUACACUUUCAACAUGGUUUAUUCUUUUAGCAUGUGUAGAUCGAUAUGUUUCAAGUUCUGCUCAUGUUCAUAUACGAUCAUGGAGUUCAGUACGUGUAGCUAAACGUAUUGUAUUAAUAGCUUGUAUCAUUUGUUUUUCUUUACCUUAUACACAAGUAUUUUUUUGUUAUGUACUUACUCAAAAAAAAGUUUGUACAUAUACAAAUAGUACAUGUAACUUAUUAAAUAAUAUUAUCUUAUUUGUUUGUAAUUCUGGUUUACCUCCAAUAUUAAUGGUAAUAAUAAGUCUAUUAACAAUUCGUAAUGUUAAACAAUCAGCUCGUCUUGCACAUGGUGCACGCCGAGAUGUACAAUUAGUACGAAUAUUAUUUAUACAAGUAUCUGUUUUAGUAUUAUUUGCAAUACCAGUUUUUGCACAAAAAUUAUAUUCAUCUGCAACUAUGUUCACAGCAAAAAGUCCGUUAACAACGGCUAUUGAUAGUCUUGCGAAUCAAAUAUCGAUUGAAAUUUCUUAUAUAAGCAACAGCACAACAUUUUAUGUAUAUUCAAUAACAAGUAAAAAAUAUCGAAAAGAAGUUUCUCAAAUCCUACUUUCAUUUUAUCGAAGUAUUCGUCGAAAUACUGUACAACCUGUUGAAUUACCAAAAACACAUUUAAAUGAACUAACUCUAAAAACUCAUAGAUAUUGA
Molecule: messenger RNA, 993 nt
Organism: Adineta steineri
Lineage: Eukaryota; Metazoa; Rotifera; Eurotatoria; Adinetida; Adinetidae
Source: the annotation of a GenBank genome assembly